Messenger RNA from Sceloporus undulatus (fence lizard), 1504 nucleotides. RefSeq names its product fibroblast growth factor 20 (gene FGF20). Gene Ontology annotation, molecular function: growth factor activity; fibroblast growth factor receptor binding. Lineage: Eukaryota; Metazoa; Chordata; Lepidosauria; Squamata; Phrynosomatidae. Gene Ontology annotation, biological process: positive regulation of protein phosphorylation; regulation of cell migration; positive regulation of cell population proliferation. The record is from RefSeq and is a predicted model, not a curated record. The transcript is spliced from 3 exons. Gene Ontology annotation, cellular component: cytoplasm. Bases 1 to 675 code for a protein of 224 amino acids.
AUGGCUCCCUUGGCCGAGGUCGGGGGCUUCUUGGGCGGCCUGGAGGGCUGGGGGCACCAGGCGGUGGGCGCCCACUUCCUCCUGCCCCCCUCCAGCGGAGAAAGGCUCCCCGCCAGGAUCCUCGACCCCCGCCUCCAGCCUCUCCAGCCUCAGCAGCAGAAGGGGGAGCCCGCGGGGACCCUGCCCGCCAAUGCCAACGCCCCGGACCUGGCCCACCUGCAGGGCAUCCUCCGGCGGAGGCAGCUCUACUGCCGCACGGGCUUCCACCUCCAGAUCCUCCCCGACGGAACCGUCCAAGGCACCCGCCAGGACCACAGCCUCUUCGGUAUCCUUGAAUUCAUCAGUGUGGCAGUAGGUCUAGUCAGUAUUCGAGGAGUAGACAGUGGCCUUUACCUUGGAAUGAACGAAAAAGGAGAACUAUAUGGCUCUGAGAAGCUCACUCCUGAAUGUGUCUUCAGAGAACAGUUUGAAGAGAACUGGUAUAAUACAUACUCCUCCAAUGUGUACAAGCAUGGGGACUCAGGGAGACGCUACUUUGUGGCCCUCAACAAAGAUGGCAGCCCCAGAGAUGGGGCCAGGUCCAAAAGACAUCAGAAAUUCACCCACUUCUUGCCCAGACCAGUGGACCCUGAAAGAGUGCCUGAACUCUACAAGGAUGUGCUAGUACUCACCUGAAACUGAACAUAGGCGGGGAAUAGAAUCUUAGCCUCAACAGUAUCAAAAGCAGGAAGAACUUCUGAAUGCUGAGGAACUACUGAGAUCUAGGAAGCCAGAUGAUCAGAAGAGCUGUUUAGUGGUAGACAAGCCCUCAUUGCUUAAUGUCUGGAUGUAGGAGAAUGAACCUGAAAGCCAAGAGGACCAACCUGUUUUAGGUUUACUCACCCUUGUGCUGGACUAGUAGACAAGAGAAGUUGGAACUGGACUCAGACCAGACUCUUCUGGAUUUUUAAUAUGCUUAGAAGAACCACCCCAAAUGUGUGGCGAUGGACUAUAGAAAGAUAGCUGUCAUGCUGAAGCAAAGUAUAAAUGGCAGACUAGUGAAAAACAAGAUCACCCACAUGGAUUGUCAACAUGAGGUGAUGGAGACAGUUGCGAACCUGGAAACAAAAUUUGGAUUUGUUUUUCCUCUUCAGGAUGGACCUAAUUUAUAUACAUUCAGAGUGCAUAUAUUUAUUUUAAAUAUUUAUUUAUUACAGAGUUUAUUUUUUACUGGGAGAUGAAGAGAGUGCAGCCCUUUACCCCACAGAAAACCAUUUAUGGUGCCAAUAUUUACUCCAAAGUCAUCUCAUGGUGCAAAAUGAAAAGGGGCAGGACAUCCCCCAACACUACAAAUGGAAGAGUGUCCCUUGAAUGUCAUUGCAAUGAGAUAAUCGAUUGGGGCUCUGUUUUUAUGCACAUACCUGAUGAAUAGCCUUAAACAAAUAAAUGCCUUGGUUGCCUUACAACUUGUGGGAUUGUGUCCUGCAUGUGUACUAAAUCAAACACUCAAAUUUAAAAAAGGGAA